Angiostrongylus costaricensis is the source of this 315-nucleotide messenger RNA. The record is from the annotation of a GenBank genome assembly. Lineage: Eukaryota; Metazoa; Nematoda; Chromadorea; Rhabditida; Metastrongylidae.
AUGGGAGUGAUAGUCGAUGGUCAGAUGGUCGGUAGUCACAUCACUCGCUUUGCUGAUGACAUCGUCCUUAUAACAUCAAACACUAGCCAAGUGCAACGAAUGCUUACCGACUUUGUUAAAACCUGUGGAAAAAUCGGUCUUCAAUUAAAUCUGACAAAAACGAUGUCCAUGAUUAACGGAUUGGUUUCGUAUGCCCCGUUCGCGCUCAACGGAACAAAUAUCUCCGAACGCUCCAGUUAUGUCUACCUAAGUCGGGAAAUCAAUGUGAUGAACGACUUAGCUCCGGAGCUGAGCAGAAGGAAGCGAGCGGCUUGA